AUGACUAGCAUAGAGCCAAGUCGCCACUAUUUGGCUAUUGGUCACCACUAUUGGGCUAUUGGUCGCCACUAUUUGGCUAUUGGUCACCACUAUUUGGCUAUUGCUCACCACUAUUUGGAUAUUGGUCACCACUAUUUGGAUGUUGGUCACCACUAUUUGGCUAUUGGUCACCACUAUUUGGCUAUUGGUCACCACUAUUUGGCUAUUGGUCGCCACUAUUUGGCUAUUGGUCACCACUAUUUGGCUAUUAGUCGCCACUAUUUGGCUAUUGGUCACCACUAUUUGGCUAUUGCUCACCACUAUUUGGAUAUUGGUCACCACUAUUUGGCUAUUGGUCGCCACUAUUUGGCUAUUGGUCACCACUAUUUGGCUAUUGGUCACCACUAUUUGGCUAUUGGUCACCACUAUUUAGCUUUUGGUCACCACUAUUGGGCUAUUGGUCACCACUAUUUGGCUAUUGGUCACCACUAUUUGGCUAUUGGUCACCACUAUUUGGCUAUUGGUCACCACUAUUCGGCUAUUGGUCACCACUAUUCGGCUAUUGGUCACCACUAUUUGGCUAUUGGUCACCACUAUUUGGCUAUUGGUCACCACUAUUCGGCUAUUGGUCACCACUAUUUGGCUGUUAGUCACCACUAUUUGGAUGUUGGUCGCUACAUUUUGGUUGUUGGUCGCCACUAUAUGGCUUAUGGUCGCUAUUGUGUGGUUGAUGGCUGCUGCUGA
Biomphalaria glabrata is the source of this 723-nucleotide messenger RNA. RefSeq names its product histidine-rich glycoprotein-like. The transcript has 2 exons. The record is from RefSeq and is a predicted model, not a curated record. Bases 1 to 723 code for a protein of 240 amino acids. NCBI's taxonomy places the organism in Eukaryota, Metazoa, Mollusca, Gastropoda, Planorbidae.